Solanum verrucosum is the source of this 802-nucleotide messenger RNA. Its product is annotated as aspartic protease inhibitor 10. The record is from RefSeq and is a predicted model, not a curated record. Lineage: Eukaryota; Viridiplantae; Streptophyta; Magnoliopsida; Solanales; Solanaceae. Gene Ontology annotation, molecular function: endopeptidase inhibitor activity. The coding region runs from base 37 to 699 and encodes 220 amino acids. The transcript has a single exon.
AAAACACAAAGCAAUAAAAUCAGUAGCUUAAACAAGAUGAAGUGUUUAUUUUUGUUAUGUUUGUGUUUGGUUCCCAUUGUGGUGUUUUCAUCAACUUUCACUUCCCAAAAUCUCAUUGACCUACCCAGUGAAUCUCCUCUACCUAAGCCGGUACUUGACACAAAUGGUAAAGAACUCAAUCCUAAUUCGAGUUAUCGCAUUAUUUCCAUUGGUAGGGGUGCCUUAGGUGGUGAUGUGUACCUAGGAAAGUCCCCAAAUUCAGAUGCCCCUUGUCCAGAUGGCGUAUUCCGUUACAAUUCCGAUGUUGGACCUAGCGGUACACCCGUUAGAUUCAUUCCUUUAUCUGGAGCAAAUAUCUUUGAAGAUCAACUGCUCAACAUACAAUUCAAUAUUCCAACAGUGAGAUUGUGUGUUAGUUAUACAAUUUGGAAAGUCGGUAUAAAUGCAUAUCUAAGGACGAUGUUGUUGGAGACGGGAGGAACCAUAGGGCAAGCAGAUAGCACCUAUUUCAAGAUUGUUAAAUCAUCAAACUUUGGUUACAACUUAUUGUAUUGCCCUAUUACGCGCCCCCCUAUUCUUUGUCCAUUUUGUCGUGAUGAUGACUUCUGUGCAAAAGUGGGUGUAGUUAUUCAAAAAGGAAAAAGGCGUUUGGCUCUUGUCAACAAAAAUCCUCUUGAUGUCAACUUCAAGGAAGUCUAGCUAGACUAUAUGUUUUAGCUACUAUGUUAUGUUGUAAAAUAAACACCUGCUAAGGUAUAUCUAUAUAUUUUAGCAUGGCUUUCUAAAUAAAUUAUCUUCUUUA